CUUACCUAGCGAUAAGCACCUUCGAUACAGGGCGCCUGCGCAGGCAGGUCGCCGCCGAAAGCCUGCGAGAUUACCCAGCGACUUUGCGUCUUCCCAGAGUCGGCGGUGGAACUGGGCAAGCAUGGGGAAGGUGAAUGUAGCCAAGCUUAGGUACAUGAGCCGCGAUGACUUCAGAGUUCUGACUGCGGUUGAAAUGGGCAUGAAAAACCAUGAGAUUGUUCCCUGCAGUUUGAUUGCUUCUAUAGCCAGCCUGAAACAUGGUGGCUGUAAUAAAAUUCUAAGAGAAUUGGUGAAGCAUAAACUUAUAGCGUGGGAACGUACUAAAACUGUGCAGGGCUAUCGGUUGACAAAUGCUGGCUAUGAUUACCUAGCUCUGAAAACGCUGUCUUCUAGACAGGUAGUUGAAUCUGUUGGAAACCAGAUGGGUGUGGGCAAAGAGUCAGAUAUUUACAUUGUUGCAAAUGAAGAAGGGCAGCAGUUUGCACUGAAGCUUCACAGACUGGGAAGAACCUCCUUUCGAAAUCUGAAAAACAAGCGUGAUUACCAUAAGCACAGGCAUAAUGUUUCUUGGCUUUAUUUAUCUCGGCUCUCUGCCAUGAAGGAAUUUGCCUAUAUGAAGGCAUUAUAUGAGAGGAAAUUUCCAGUUCCAAAGCCAAUCGAUUAUAAUCGCCAUGCAGUGAUCAUGGAGCUUAUUAAUGGUUAUCCCUUAUGUCAGAUACAUCAUGUUGAAGACCCUGCAUCAGUAUAUGACGAAGCUAUGGAACUGAUAGUCAAACUGGGAAACCAUGGACUGAUUCAUGGAGAUUUCAAUGAAUUCAAUCUCAUGUUGGACAAAGAUGACCACAUCACCAUGAUUGAUUUUCCGCAGAUGGUUUCCACAUCCCACCCAAAUGCUGAGUGGUAUUUUGACAGAGAUGUUAAAUGCAUUCGAGAGUUCUUCAUGAAACGUUUUAGCUAUGAAAGUGAGCUCUACCCAACCUUCAGUGAUAUCAGGAGGGAGGAUUCUCUUGAUGUUGAGGUCUCUGCCAGUGGUUACACAAAGGAAAUGCAAGCAGAUGAUGAACUGCUACAUCCAGUAGGCCCAGAUGAUAAAAUUACUGAAACAGAAGAGGAAUCUGACUUCACGUUUUCUGAUGAAGAAAUGUUAGGAAAAGCCAAAGUUUGGAGGUCAGAAUUGGAAAAGGAACCAGACCCAGCAGAUGAAUCAGGUGGAUCCUGGUGCUGCUCGUCCUCAGACAGCAAACAAAUAAAGGAUGGCAGCUUACCAGAGGAGAGUGCUGAUGUGUCCAGUUUCGAAGUGACUGCAUUAAACCAAGCUGUAGAAGAAAUGGAAAGGCAGGUUCUUCCCCACAGGUCUGUUACUGAGUUUUCUGAGGAGAGCAGUAGAACUGAAAAUGAUGGGCAGCCAGGUCAGAGAAGCCCUGCUGGCUCUGAGGACUGUGAGGAUGAACCCCCGCAUCUGAUUGCCUUGUCAUCAUUGAACAGGGAGUUCAGGCCUUUCAGAGACGAAGAGAGUAUGAGUAGUGUUACUCAGCAUAGAACGAGAACAUUGAGUGUUACGUCUGCGGGCAGUGCCCUGAGCUGUUCAACAAUCCCUCCAGAACUGGUGAAGCAGAAGGUGAAGCGUCAGCUGACGAGGCAGCAGAAGGCAGCUGCCAGACGCCGACUGCAGAAAGGAGAAGCCAAUGUGUUUACCAAGCAGCAGAGGGAAAACAUGCAGAAUAUUAAAUCGAGUUUGGAAGCAGCCAGCUUUUGGGGAGACUAAUAGAUUUCUGAUAUGUAUUAUUUUUUUAGAUACUAUAAUUUUAUUUUUAGCCAGUAUACUGGUCUUUUUUGGACCAAAGCCAGUAUUUAUGGAAAUUAUGGAAAUAAAGCCUCUUUAGACUCAUAGCUUCCAAAGUCUGAUUGAUAGUAAGUCUGCCAAGCACUCUGUUUCUUAAAAAUUUUCAGGUAACUAAUUUAAAUAUAAAAUAACUUGUGUGAAAAGAACUUCAUUGGCAGUAAUUGCAAAACAUGGACAUCAUUUUUAUUUCACUGUGAUGUUCAGACUCUGCCUUAAACAGGUAGAUAAAUGACUUGCCUCAGAUCUUGGAUUCACAUGUAAUAAAUAAUAGAACAACUUAA
Molecule: messenger RNA, 2124 nt
Organism: Mus caroli (Ryukyu mouse)
Lineage: Eukaryota; Metazoa; Chordata; Mammalia; Rodentia; Muridae
Gene: Riok2
Product: RIO kinase 2
Biological process (GO): protein phosphorylation; maturation of SSU-rRNA
Cellular component (GO): preribosome, small subunit precursor; cytosol; nucleus
Molecular function (GO): protein serine/threonine kinase activity; ATP binding
Source: RefSeq, a predicted model, not a curated record